This is a messenger RNA of Rotaria sp. Silwood1, 282 nucleotides long. Lineage: Eukaryota; Metazoa; Rotifera; Eurotatoria; Philodinida; Philodinidae. The record is from the annotation of a GenBank genome assembly.
AUGCGUUUAUCAACAUUGUAUUUUAUUGUUGUUUCUCUAUUUAUUAUUUUACUAACAACAAAUGCUGAGAGUGAUGUCCGACAACGUUUUGAAGGUCUCAUUGGCAAAACUGUUCAAGCUGCAUGGCGUAAAAUUGAUCUCGAAGCACCAGGACGACCAAUAGAAAUAAUGCGAGAAAGUUCUCCACAAUCAAACAAACCAAUAACUCCUGGAUAUGUUCGUGUCAUACUUAGUGAUAAAACUGGUCGAGUACUUUAUACACCUAUUUUACAACCCAAUUAA